Molecule: messenger RNA, 759 nt
Organism: Fusarium vanettenii 77-13-4
Lineage: Eukaryota; Fungi; Ascomycota; Sordariomycetes; Hypocreales; Nectriaceae
Exons: 5
Coding region: 1-759 (252 amino acids)
Source: RefSeq, a predicted model, not a curated record
AUGGGCACAACUCUUCGUGUCGACCAUCUUCAUAGGACUCCGAGGCUACAGCCGACUUCGAAAAGUCGGUAUCGGACUCCAGGCGGACGACUGGAUUCUCCUCGCCGGGUAGACCUUUCUUCUCCUGGCCUCGGCCUGCUUGUCUUGGCUAAUGGUGGUCUUCUUAAUCCCAGGCAGCUUGACAAAGAUCACUAUCGCUCGAACCCAUCACAAUCUGCAGUCUCUCGCCCUGGGACUGACCAAGACUUCGCCGUGCACAUAAUCGCUACAUGGCAGGCCAUCUGUGGUGCUCCCGACCAGGGACAUAUCGGAGGGGAUAACUGCUGGAAAUUGAGCCAGUCUGUCACUUUUACCGUCUUUAGCGCUCCCCUCGCGUUGAGCAUAGGUGUCCUCGCUGGGAUCACGGGCGUGAUAAAAGCCGUCCAGGGGUAUAUGCUGAUCGACGUGCGAUCUCCCGACUACCUAAAUACCCAAGCGGUCUACUGGAUAUGGUCCAUAGCCGAGCCCAAAGUCACCAUCGUUUCCGCGUCCAUCCCCGUCCUCCGUGGCUUCAUCCGCAACGUCCGAACGCGCACCGAUUCGACGCCGAGAGCUAGUACAUAUCUCAAGACGGGCGACAACAGCACUGGGAGAUUCUAUAACCGCACCGUCACGGCAGGGCGAGCCCACCCGGAAGACCAAGACGGCGCAAGCGACAGCAGCAUUCUGGGACGGAGCCCUCAGGAUAGAGAUGGCGGCAGCGGAGGGGGCAUCACUUAG